Molecule: messenger RNA, 1440 nt
Organism: Eucalyptus grandis
Lineage: Eukaryota; Viridiplantae; Streptophyta; Magnoliopsida; Myrtales; Myrtaceae
Exons: 5
Coding region: 1-1440 (479 amino acids)
Source: RefSeq, a predicted model, not a curated record
AUGGCGGCUCUCGAGUUUUUUGGACGACCUAAGAGUGUUACAGAGCAAACAUCCUACAUUUCGAUGAAUCAGGGCCCUAGGGGUUGGAACUAUGAGCUGGUAAGGUUCAUAGUCUGGGUCGAUGCAAAGGUUGCCUUUGGGAAGGGCAUAGCUAAUUCUCCUCAAGGCUCUAUCGUAGACACAGUGGACCCUACCCUUGAAGUUACAAAGUCCCCGAUGCAGUCUGCGGAAGGCUCCAGUUGGAGUAUAAAGGAAUGUAAAAUUGUGGAGGAUGAUGAAGAGGAAGACGAGGACCCGUCCAAUAAUCUCUGCUGUGUUGGAAUUGUUGAGACCAAGAUCUCUCCUGUUGCUUUUGCUCCGGUUUCUUCUGCAGUUUUACCUGGCUGGAGUUGGGCCAAUAACUAUAGUCACUCCCAUAAAGGGAGAAUUUGGGUGGGGUGGAACCCCCGUGAGGUCAAUUUUUUGAUCAAUGCUUUAUCGGCUCAAGCCAUUCACGCUGGAGAUUUCAACGCCAUCCGAGACCCUUCGGAUAGAAUUGGAGGCUCGAAUGCUUGGAUUCCUGCGUUUGAUGAAUUCCGGGAUUGCCUGGUCCAAGCUGGUCUAGACGACUUACACUUCACUGGUUAUAGGUUCACAUGGGCUUCCUCGUCGGGCCCCAACAGAAAGCAAAGGAAGAUAGAUAGGGUGUUGGUUAAUGGCUGCUGGAACUCGGAAUUUUCCUUCUCGGAAGCCUCAUUCUUAGCCCUGAAUGGUGUCGAAGUUUGGGACUCUCCAUUCCAUGGUUCGCCUGUGUACAUCCUAUGUGCAAAGCUUCGCCUUUUGAAAUGCAAGCUAAAGCAGAAUAAUAAGGAAUUGUUUUCUGACCUCUCAAGGAGGACGGCAGAGGCUAGGCGUGCCCUUCAAGCUACUCAAGGUGCUAUGCAGGUAGACCCGUUUAGCUCCACCCUUGCUGAUACAGAAAAACAGCAGAUUCAAGUCUUUACUGACCUUCACCUCCAAGAAGAAUCUUUUUACCGGCAAAAAUCUAGAGUGCGAUGGUUGAAAGAGGGAGACCGUAAUACUAAAUUCUUUCACCAAAUGGUGAACAAGAGACAUCUUCAAAAUAGAAUUACCUCGGUAACUAGUGGAGAUACCACUAUAUUUGAUCUGUCGGAAAUCCAGAAGGUGUUUGUUGAUCAUUUUCAAGAUCUUCUUGCUGCUACUCCUAAUUUGGGCUGCCCUGCUAAAGAGGAGAUCCAAGCGGUUCUUAAUCAUUCGUUGGAUGAGGAUCAGGUUCGUUACCUUUCUUCUCCUGUCUCAGACGUUGAAAUUCGGGAUACUCUGUUUUCUCUUGCAACCGGUAAAGCCCCUGGGCCCGACGGUUUUAAUGUGGAUUUCUUUAAACAUUCAUGGGAUAUUGUUGGUGCUUCAGUUAUCAUGGUGUUAAGGAUUUCUUUGUGA